Molecule: messenger RNA, 744 nt
Organism: Exophiala dermatitidis NIH/UT8656
Lineage: Eukaryota; Fungi; Ascomycota; Eurotiomycetes; Chaetothyriales; Herpotrichiellaceae
Exons: 1
Coding region: 1-744 (247 amino acids)
Source: RefSeq, a predicted model, not a curated record
AUGGCCCCGUCCCUUUUCAGCAACGAAUACUCCCGCGGCCCGCUCUACCAAUACUGGAAAGAGCGCGGCGAUGAAGAGAGGGCGCUCCGCGCGCGACGGAUCCAGGAAGCCAAACUCCGCAGUAAAGGCAUCCAGCCCAUGGGCUCAACCUAUGGCCCAUCGAGUAACGACCAAUACGCAAGUCGAGCCACGAGUGGUCCGCCGGCUUAUAGCCCCGACAACCCGAACUACGCAGCAGAGACCGCUGGAGCCACUACGCUGGGACUCGAACGAGACGGAGAAAGUCGUCCUGGUUCUGCGAUUUCCCAGUCAACGAUGCCGCCUGUCGAAGGCGAACCACACACCGAACCGCUACCGUCAUAUCAUAUGGCGGUCGGUGGUGGGGCCACGAGCCAAACGCAAGAACAGCCGACCCUGCCCUCUCCAUCCACUUCCGCCGCUACCCGUGAUACGGGUUCCCUAUCUCUGUCCGCAGAGGAAGAAAAGGCCCGACUGCAGCAGAGGCAGCAGAUAGAAGAUGAUGCAGCGAUCGCGCAGACACUGAGCAAUGAUGAUGGAGCGCACUCUGAAGCGAACAGCCUUACAGGCUCAGACAAUGCACAGCCAGAAACUCGGCGCACUAACAGCGAGAGUGGGACACAGGCUGGUCCUUUUCAGCAGAGAAGAAAAAGCACAGCGGGUAAGAUAGGCAGAUGGCUCGCUGAUGCUGCAAGUGGAUAUACCAAAAGACAGGAACGUUGGUGA